Molecule: messenger RNA, 11926 nt
Organism: Epinephelus moara (kelp grouper)
Lineage: Eukaryota; Metazoa; Chordata; Actinopteri; Perciformes; Serranidae
Gene: abcc6a
Product: ATP-binding cassette, sub-family C (CFTR/MRP), member 6a
Exons: 31
Coding region: 6125-10657 (1510 amino acids)
Biological process (GO): transmembrane transport
Cellular component (GO): membrane
Molecular function (GO): ABC-type transporter activity; ATP hydrolysis activity; ATP binding
Source: RefSeq, a predicted model, not a curated record
AGAAAAAGAGCAUCUUUACUGUGUCUGAGGUUUGGAGAUGUCGGGCAGAGAUUAGAGUUACCAAAGAAAACACAACAACUAAAAAAAAAAAACAACUGGGGCCCGGCAAUUACGUUAGUAGUUCUAAAUUGGUUAUGCAACCAAAAUGUCUCCUAAUGUUGUAUAAUGCAACUAAAAUUCUGAGUAAAUGUCGUCUGCCCAGAGACAAAGCUGGUAAAGGCUAAAUUCUGAGCUUGUCUGAUGAGUCGGGUCCUCCAUUACAGCAGGAGCUCAGCAUUCUGGGAAACGUGCUUAUUUGUUGUUUGGCUAAGAGUUAGAUGAGAAGAUGAAGAGUGCUCUCACAUUUGUCCAACUAAUGUAUACAUAUAAAGCCAGCGUAGCAUAGAGAAUGAAAACAGGGAACAGCAGUGCCAUACUAUUGUUCUGAUGGUCCAGAAAUUUCUAAGUCCCAUAAGUCCAAUAAAUGUCCAUUUCUUUCAUUUCAGCCCAUUAUCCUAAAAACAACCGUUUAUUGCUCCAAAGUCUCUUCUCUGUGACAACACCUACUCACUGCAGUUCGUUGCAGUUUCCCAGUGGCGUUUGAGCCACCAAUCCUGGUGUCUUUAUCAACCCUUCUCGGCAUAUCCUCGCAACGUUUGAGCCACUAAACCUGGAUGUUUUUAACCGAACAAUUUCUGCUUUUUCAACAUUCUUUGUGUCACCAAACAUGGGUGUUUAAAGCCUAAACCUCACCACACAUUCACCACAGAACUCUGAUUUAAUAAGUCAGCUGGUUCUCAUUACGAAGUUGUCAAAUGCUGCCGCUUUGUCAGUGAUUUUGACAUCAGACACCUGACACCAAAAGCCACCUUUUGCAGAGGUAUGAUACGCCACUGGAGGGCGUCAGGUUGAAACGCUGCCAGUAACAAUGUAUUAUAAGGAGCUAGAAAGUCCCUAUAGGGCGGGUGGAAGGGGUGGUGGAAGGGCCCAACAAACCCUGGACUUUUACCGGGGAGGCCUGUGUGCACUUCUUGUACGAAUGUAGAGCCAAACCAUGAUGUUUUUUUUCUAAAUCUAACCAUGUGCUUUUGUUGCCUAAACCUAACCACGUGCUUUUGUUGAUAUCCUGGAGUUGGUAAUGGCAUCCUGGAAUAUUAACAGCCACAGAAGGAUAUGAAAGGGCACUGACAAAGCGGCGAUAUGUGACGACUUGGGAUGACAAAAUGUGGAAUAAAUCAGAAGUUAUAAAAAUGUGUAAACUGUGUCGUCAAGAUGGUCGAGCAGAGCAUUAGCUGGGAAACAUCACGUUAUGGGGCUAAAAUUAAUAUUAAGUUAUGUUAAAUGUUCGCCGAACGUGUUAGUGUCUGUUUAUGAGUUGUCAGAAAUCAUAAAUCAUCUUUUAAAAGGAGCCGUAAGUUAUAGUUCAGGCUCCGUUAAAUUGAACUGUAUGUUAAACAUAGCAAGUCAAGCUAAUCGCCAACACGCUUGGUUACAAAAGGUAAACAACCAAUGCUUUGGGUUGGCUGUCAGAGAUGACGUAGAUUUGAUCACACAAUCUCGUUUGAGGUUUAACACUUGGUGUGUUCCAUGUCUUUUUUCCCUGUCACUCUAUAAAAUAGGAUUAGUGCACCAUUAGAUACAAUUGCCAUUGUAAAACACUGGUUCCAGUUCAGCACCGGAAGUCACACCCAUAAUUCACACAAUGUAUGAUGGGAGCUUGGAACGAGGUGGAUACAGUAUGUCAGUAAUCAAGCUGCGGGUAUUUGGACUUCUUAUGAAUGACUCCUCAGCAGGUGCCAAGGCAGUAAGGUGAUAAAUACCUGUAGGCUCAUGUCACUCACAGAGGCAUGUGAGACAGGUCUGGAGUCUGCACACUGAGGAAACAGGUCUGACACACACAUUAUACACAUACAGUACACACACUGUAUCUUCGUCAUCAGAUCAAGCAUACUUGCACAGCACAGCAGUCCCGCUGACGGACAGGAAGGAAGCAUGUCAGAGUCAAAGGUCAGUUUCGUCUACAGAGCGAAGCUGCUAGGACCGACUGAGAUGGCACUGUGGGUAAAAGCGGGAGGGAGAGAAGCGGAAGACGGAGCCCAGUUAUAAUUGCGUGCGUAGGCUGACACAUCUGAAUUUACAGGCUGCACUGGAGCUGUGCCACUCAUCUAAAACUGCUUAUUUAAGAGCGAAGAGAGAAAAAAAAUACAGAGCAGAUAUUUUGUUCACUUGUUUCUUAAUCUGUUUUAGGCCCCUCCCUUUGCUUUGCUGUUGCUAAAUUUGUCUCCCCUUGCUCAAACGUAAGAGGCCAAAAUGACACCAUUAUUUUGACUAGACUGUUUUUCCUCCCAUGGAGAGAGGCCAGAGGAAGUGUAGGUGACCUAGACUGGUUAACCACUGCUUCACCACGAGUUGGCUGGGGCACUGCCACCCCCGCAGCCACCCUUUGCAUCAACUGCCUGCCAGGUCCACAUUACUACUACUACACGCCAUGACCACAAGUGGCCCUGCUCCAGUGCCAGCCUCUCAUCAGAUCCAUGCUGGGUGCUUUCUCUUUCCCCAUUGGUGUAAACAGUCUGCCGUCUGGCCAUCGGCUGGCACGGAGCUCAUCUUGGUCAUAUUUGCAGUCAAAUGUGUGUAUGUUUGUAUAUGUUAACCCAUCUUGGGUCUGCACCAGCAGUUUGCACGGCUCUUGCUCUUCACUGCAUAUGCACAACCCUGCACGUAUGUUGUUUUUGUUCUACUUUUUCUCCAUGAAUUGCAACACCCCCCAACCUCAAGCUGCUGUCUGGGACCGAUCAGCUGACGAGUCUUGGCUCAGAUGCUGCAAAAAAGUUUAUUCUGGAACCAACAGGGGGGAUAUUAACUAUCUCUCCUCCAAAGACAGUCCGGGGAGACCAGAGUGCACAGGGCCCCUUUUCGAGGAAAGUUCUCACACACCUCUAAAAAUGUCCUCCUGCAGCCAAGCGCCAGAUGUUGUCAUCUGUCUACUGUUGAUUAAAACACAAACACACCCGGCCACAAAGAUUCAGGCAUGUCAGCUACUUCAGUUAAAGGUCCAGUGUGUAGGAUUUAGGAAGACGUGUUGGCAGAAAUGGAAUAUAAUAACUAUGUUUUCUUUAGUGUAUAAUCACCUGAAAAGAAGUAUCGUGUUUUCAAUAUCUUAGAAUGUGCCCUUUAUAUCUACAUAGGGAGCGGGUCCUCUGUUUCUACAGUGGCCCAGAAUGGACAAACCAAACACUGGCUCUAGAUAGGGCAAUCCGCAUUUUCUCAUCGGCCACCAUAGUUAGAAGCCAUCUGUGACAAGCAGUGUCGGAAAAACACUAAUUUGUAACGUGAAACUGCUUUAUUCAGUAUUUUUAUCUGUUUAAAUUACUGUGUUUGUCUGUUUUGGAGAGGAAGAGACCUCUGCGGAUAAUUCAGCUCCAGGUAAAAACCUGCUAGAUAUCUGGAUCUUAAGUUACUAGAGAGAAAGCUGAGCACACAUUAGCAGUUGCUGGGCUAGCGUCCCGUUUGUGACAUGCUAAACUAUGUCAGAGAAACACUGAGUUGUAAAAUGAAAUUGCUUUUUUUUCAGUGUUUUUACUGGUUUAUAUUAGCAGAUACCUCUGUUUUAGAGAAGUGGAGACUCCCAGCAAAAACUUCCUGAAUGUCUGGACCUUAAGCCAUCAGAGAAAAAAACGUGAGCACAUAUUUGCAUAUGGUGCAUAAGGUGGGUGGGCCACACAUCUCCAACAUGCCAAACAACAUCAGGAAAACACUGAUUUGUAAGUUAAAACUCUAUUUAUUCAGUGCUUUUAAUGGUUUUAAUCACCUGGUCUAUUUGUUUUGGAGAGGAAGAGACCUCUGUGGAUAAUUUGGCUCCUGUUAAAAACCUCCUCGACGAUGAAAGAAAUCUAAUUGGGAGAAGUCUCAGUUGCAACCUGCAGUCCUCAUUACUAGAUGCCAUUAAUUCCCUUUAAAUCAUACACACCGUUCCUUUAAAAAAGGAAGUUGCUAAAUCUCUUUCUCUGUGUUUGGACCCCGAGUGUUAUUUGGGACAAAAGGUGCACUGUAAACACUGCACCCUGUGUUACAGUCACACACAUACACACACACCGCCCACCCCACUGGUUGUGGUACACUGCCUGAGGUGUUUCGGACCAUUUCUUGGUGGUAGCAACACUCCACUCAUGCUGUGAGACUGAGACAAAACACAACAGUCAGUUAAACCAUAGAUAUGUUCUCUUAAGCCUCCAUUGGUUAAUGCUGAAGCCAGCAGGAUAAACUUUGGUGACAGCAAAAGGUAAUUUUGAACUUUCUGACCCUCUGACCACACCUCAUAACAAAGCACGCCCAACAUCGGUUCAAAAUAUUUAUUUCAAACCAGUGUCUUUUUACCACAAUUAUAGCUCCAGUUUCCUGCCCUAAUGUCACCUCCAAUUGCACCUAAACACAACACAUUCACAUCCAACUCUUUCAUAGAAUUUCACAUUCAAAUGAAUCCACAUGUUACAUAAUUCUCAUCAUCUUUGCACCAAGAGCUCGCUGAAGUGCUGAAUAAAAAACACCCGCUAGCCUGGAGGAGAAACAUAAAGUGAUGAGUCAUUUUUAAAAGAAUAAUAAUCUCGUAUUUGCACAUGGCGAGACAUAGGACCCGGCGAUGGUCUGCCUCUCUGCCGAACUUUCCAUGUUUCUUCUCUGCGGCUGAUGAUGGCCGCGCUGGUGUUAGUCCCAGUGGAGACAGUGUCAUACUUUCCUGCGCAGCUGCUGAGCUGAAGUUUUCCCACGUGUCUUGACCAGGGUGACCGUCAUCACGCCAUCUGAUGAUGCUUUUCAGCAGACUACAAAGAGCUUUGAGGAAACACUUGCUCUUGUUUUUAUGCUAAAAGAGUGUAGGAAUGUGUAUGAGAUUGAUUUUGUUGUAUUUGUUUUUUUGCCAGUGCAAGUACGUCCCUGUAAAUUCCCACAUUUCAGUAUGUCAGACUUGCACAAAUGUCCUCAACAGCACUGAUAAUCUUGUACCCCAGAGUUAAUUUAACCCCUCUUUAACUCAACAUGACACUUUGUGACAGAGUUGUCUGGUGAUUUAACAUUUUCCACUGAUGGUGCAACUUUCAGUCCAGUGCGAUGACUUAUUAACUAAAUAAAUUUCCUUUUUUCCCAUAUCAGCAAGUUUUUUUUUGCAAUACUUGGAAGUGCAUGUGAUGCUUUACGCCAUUGAAGUGGCUCUACAUUUUCCAUUAAACGUCUGGACUAAAAAACAUAUUUUUGUGACUCAUGCAGUAUGUUAUAAAGUAGUGUCCACUUGCAGAGGGGUUUCCACACAUACAUGCUAAUAUGUUAAGCUUCGCGCCAAGCUGGUGAUACAUAGGAGUAGCUGUCACACAGCAGUGACUAAGGCUGCUAAUAUCCUGGAUUUAAGUAUAGUGGAGGCUUUAAAAUCGUGGCAUUUGUCUGAGUGCUGCUGGUCUCAGUUUUAAAAGGUAUGUAUGUGCACAAACAGACACUGUGUGGUGAGACGGCUGGUUUGGGAUGUGGGGAAAGGGGGAGGGAGAAGGAGCGAGAAAGGAGGUAAGGGGCAGUGAGUGAAAGUGGGAGGAGUGCGUCUGGGUGUGGGACUGUCAUCCCAUUGAGGGGAGUAGCUGUGGUGUUUUGAUCGAAAUCCAGCAGAUGUGGGAGAGGAGAGAGGGGUGUGAGUGAAAGAGAGAGAGAGAGAGAGAGAGAGAGAUUUCCACCCACCCAACAAGGAGACACACUCAUAAACAGCAGGCAGACGGAGUGAGAGUCAGAAAGACACAGGAUCUCAGGGCAGCAGCAGUGCAAACAGCCAGCGAGACAGAAACAGAGUUUCAUUGAGAGAAGAUGUUUUAUUAAAGGGGAGGAAAAGUCACGCAGACACACUUAAAUACACACACACACUAAUAAACACAGAGCGUGCCACCCAGACAGACAGGCAGGAACAGGCUAAACCCAAGAUUUACUUCCAUUAGCUAGAGAGGAAAACUCUAAUAAGGACACACAAACUAAACUCUUUCUCCCCACAUCACACACUCACAGACACACAGACACACCUGUGCUGGUGCCCAGUGUGUGCUACUCAGUGUGAGGAGCAGGGCUGAUCGACCCCAACAAGUGGAGCAUCCAGGAGGAAGGAGCAAGCGAGUGGAUGGAUGCCUUUUGCAGACUCAGUGGCCUGGACCCUCUGUGGGACUGGAACCGUACGUGGUACACGGCCAACCCAGACCUGACCCAGUGUUUCCAGAACACAGUACUGGUGUGGGUCCCCUGUAUCUACCUUUGGUUGCUGGCCCCCUUCUACUGCCUUUUCCUCUACUGCCAUGACAGUGGACACAUUCGAAUGUCCUGCCUCUGCUCUGCCAAGAUGGUGUUGGGCUUCCUGCUGGCCUCCUUUGGUUUUGUGGAGUUCUUCUACAUCCUGCUGGAGAGGAGUCAGGAGAUCCAGCAGCACAUGGUCUUCCUACUCAGCCCCAUCAUACGCAGCAUGACUGUGAUCUUGGCCUUAUGCAUCAUCCAGUUGGAAAGAAUAAGAGGCUGUCGUUCCUCUGUGUUCCUCUUCCUGUUCUGGGUCUUGGCUGUUGUCUGUUCCCUGGUGCCUCUCAGAGCGAAGAUCCAGCUGGCCAUGGAUGAGGGCAUUGCCUCCGAUAUUGUGCGAUACCUCGCCUUCUUCUCCUACUUCACAAUCCAACUGGCCCAGCUCUUCCUGUGCUGUUUUGCUGACCAGCCUCCAGAGGGAAAAACAGUCUUGGAAAAGAAUCCCUGUCCCGUGAAAGAUGCCUCUUUCCUGUCAAAGAUCCUCUUCUGGUGGUUCACUGGGCUUGUUGUGAAAGGAUAUCGCACACCGCUGGCAGCAGAGGACCUGUGGACCCUCAGGGAGGAAGACACGUCACGGAAGAUCAUCUCUGAGCUGGAAGAGGACUGGACAGACGAAUGUGCCAAACUUCAAAAGCAGGAGAAGGCCUUAGCGUCGGGCGUGGCGUUGGGGAGCAGACUGCCAGACCAGGCCCAGCUCCUCAGGAAGUUGCAGAAGGAGCAGAGCUCUGGAUUCUUCCUGCUCAGGACACUGGCACGCAAGUUCGGUCCAUACUUUCUGACUGGUACCCUGUGUAUCAUCUUCCACGAUGCCUUCAUGUUCGCCAUCCCCCAGGUGCUCAGUCUUCUUCUGGGUUUCAUGAGAGACGAAGACGCACCGCUCUGGAAAGGCUACUUCUACGCCACCCUGAUGUUCCUGCUGUCCUGUCUCCAGUCCCUCUUCAACCAUCAGUACAUGUACACUUGCUUCACAGUGGGGAUGAGGGUGAAGACAGCUGUUAUGGGCUUGGUUUACAGGAAGUCUUUGGUGAUAAACAGCUCUGCCAGGAGGACUUGCACUGUGGGCGAGAUUGUCAAUCUGGUCUCGGCAGACACUCAGAAGCUCAUGGACUUUGUGGUGUACUUCAACGCUGUCUGGCUGGCUCCUAUCGAAAUUGCUCUUUGUCUCUUCUUCCUCUGGCAGCAUCUCGGGCCUUCGGCUUUGGCAGGAAUCGCCACUGUCAUUCUCAUUUUUCCACUCAACGGAUUCAUAGCAAAGAAAAGAAGCAAGCUGCAGGAGAUUCAAAUGAAGUUCAUGGAUGGCCGCAUCAGACUGAUGAAUGAGAUCCUGAAUGGGAUAAAGAUCCUGAAGUUCUACGCCUGGGAGAAGGCCUUCCUGGAGCAGGUUUUGGGCCACAGAGAAAAAGAGCUCAAAGCCCUGAAGAAGUCUCAGAUCCUUUAUUCCAUCUCUAUCGCAUCCUUCAACUCCUCAUCUUUCCUGAUUGCCUUCGCCAUGUUUGGAGUCUACGUGACGCUCGAUGACAGGAACGUCCUGGAUGCACAGAAGGUUUUCGUCUCAAUGGCGCUGAUCAACAUCCUGAAGACCCCACUCAGUCAGCUGCCAUUUGCCAUAAGCACGACUAUGCAGGCUAUGGUUUCACUGAGACGUCUGGGAAAGUACCUGUGCUCAGAGGAACUGAAACUGGACAAUGUCUCCAAGGGUCCAGUGAGUUCUGAUGGAGAAGACGUGGUGAUAGAAAACGGCACUUUCAGCUGGUCUGCAGAGGGCCCUCCAUGUCUUAAAAGGAUCAGUAUCCAUGUGCCACGAGGUGCCCUGGUCGCUGUGGUCGGGCAUGUGGGCAGUGGAAAGUCUUCUUUGUUGUCCGCCAUGCUCGGUGAAACAGAGAAAAGAAGCGGCCAUGUCGCUGUUAAGGGCUCUGUGGCCUAUGUGCCCCAGCAAGCCUGGAUCCAGAACGCCACAGUUCAGGACAACAUCAUAUUCGGCCGAGAGAAACUGAAGACAUGGUACAAUCGAGUGCUGGAGGCCUGUGCACUGCUGCCCGACCUGGACAUCCUACCUGCCGGAGAUGCUACAGAAAUUGGAGAGAAGGGACUGAACCUCUCAGGUGGGCAGAAGCAGAGGGUGAGCCUGGCCAGAGCUGUCUACAGAAAGGCUGAUGUAUACCUCAUGGAUGAUCCUCUGUCUGCAGUUGAUGCACAUGUGGGUCAACACAUCUUUGACAAAGUCAUUGGACCAAAAGGAGUCCUUAGAGACAAGACCCGCAUCCUAGUGACCCAUGGGAUGAGCUUCCUGCCACAGGCUGACCUCAUCAUCGUCCUGGGAGACGGAGAAAUCACAGAGAGCGGCUCCUACCAGGAGCUCCUCAGCCGCCAUGGCGCCUUCGCUGACUUCAUUCACACUUUUGCCAGCACAGAGAGAAAAGAGAGCGCCAUUCAGAGAGCUGGUUCCAGGAGGUCCAAUGCUCGUCUCAGCAUGGUCGACUUCAUGCCAUUCUCCAGAGACCUGUCACAGGAGCAGCUCAUUGGGGGUGACACCACGAAUACCAACCUGCAGAACAUGGAGCCUGUGAAUGAAACAGACCAGGAACAGGUACCAGAGGACUUGGGCAAGCUAACUGAGGCUGACAAGGCCCGCACGGGAAGGGUGAGGUUGUCGAUGUACAAGAAGUACUUCAAGACCAUCGGCUUGGCCAUCAUCAUUCCCAUCGUCUUCCUGUACGCUUUCCAGCAGGGCGCCUCGUUGGCCUACAACUACUGGCUCAGCAUGUGGGCUGACGACCCUGUUGUUAACGGCACCCAGAUUGAUGCAGAGCUCAAACUGACUGUGUUUGGCGCACUGGGCUUCGUACAAGGUAUCGCCAUCUUUGGUACAACUGUCGCCAUCUCCAUCUGCGGAAUCAUCGCCUCCCGCCACUUGCACAUGGACCUGCUGGUCAACGUGCUGCGCUCUCCCAUGUCCUUCUUCGAGUGCACACCCAGCGGGAACCUGCUCAACCGCUUCGCCAAAGAGAUCGACGCCAUCGACUGCAUGGUCCCCGACGGCUUGAAGAUGAUGCUGAGUUACGUCUUUAAACUCAUGGAGGUCUGCAUCAUUGUGCUGAUGGCGACGCCCUUUGCAGCCGCGAUCAUCCUGCCUCUCGCUUUCCUUUACGCCUUUGUCCAGAGCUUCUACGUCGCCACAUCCUGUCAGCUGCGGAGGCUGGAAGCUGUGAGCCGCUCGCCCAUCUACACCCACUUCAACGAGACGGUGCAGGGCGCCAGCGUCAUCCGUGCCUUUGGCGAGCAGUCCAGGUUCAUUCUACAGGCUAAUGAGAGGGUCGACUUCAAUCAGACCUCCUACUUCCCCAGAUUUGUGGCCACCCGGUGGUUGGCAGUCAAUCUGGAGUUUAUUGGUAAUGGUGUGGUCUUAGCUGCUGCCAUUCUCUCUGUGUGGGGAAAAGGAACCCUGAGUCCUGGCAUCGUUGGUUUGGCUGUGUCACACUCCCUCCAGGUGACUGGAAUCCUGAGUUGGAUUGUGAGAGCCUGGACUGAUGUGGAAAACAACAUUGUUUCUGUGGAGAGAGUCAAUGAGUAUGCUGAAACUGCUAAAGAGGCAAGUUGGACCAUCGAAGGCAGCUCCUUGCCACUGGCUUGGCCCCAGAGAGGCACCAUUGAGUUCCAGGAAUACGGGCUGCAGUACCGUAAAGGCCUUGAGUUGGCUCUGAAGGGCAUUACCUUGAAUAUUCAUGAAAGAGAGAGGGUUGGAAUUGUGGGUCGGACGGGAGCGGGGAAGUCCUCACUUGCCCUGGGAAUCUUCCGGAUCUUAGAGGCAGCAAAGGGAAAGAUCUUUAUAGACGGAGUCAACAUCGCCGACAUUGGACUCCAUGACCUCAGAUCUCGCAUUACUAUCAUUCCUCAGGACCCUGUGCUGUUCUCAGGCUCCCUCCGGAUGAAUCUCGACCCCUUUGACACCUACACCGAUGAGGAGGUGUGGAGGUCACUUGAGCUCGCUCACCUCAAAAACUUUGUCUCCAACUUGCCUGACAAACUCAACCAUGAAUGCUCCGAGGGUGGAGAAAACCUCAGUCUGGGUCAGCGCCAGCUGGUGUGCCUGGCCAGGGCCCUGCUGAGGAAAACCAAGAUCCUGGUUUUGGACGAGGCGACAGCUGCUGUGGACCUGGAGACAGACACGCUCAUCCAGUCAACAAUCCGCACGCAGUUUGAGGACUGCACCGUCCUGACCGUCGCUCACCGCCUCAACACUAUUAUGGAUUACACAAGAGUGAUCGUCAUGGACAGAGGCCUCAUCUCUGAGAUGGACUCUCCAGCCAACCUCAUCGCACAGCGGGGACAGUUCUACCGAAUGUGCCGGGAAGCUGGGCUGGUCUAAGUCUUUGCUGGGCUUCGUACCACGGAGCCGGUGUCCAAGUGUACAGAUGUGGCGUCUUCUUCGUAUGGCUCUCCAGCACACGUUAAAUCGGGCCAUUUCAAGCUUUGUGGCAGCUCAGAAUGCCUCUCCAUGGGGGGCAUUGUCGAUGAAUCUCAAGAGAUGCAGCUGACGCAGUCCCUAUUUGUUGUUAACACUCACAGACAUGCCGUCCUAAAGACUCAGAUGAUGAACACUCAAAAGAAAGCUACAGUGGAUUGUUGAGUCUCCACGUUUUAAAUAUGUAUAUAGCGUAGCAGAGUCAGUUUUUUCCAUGAAAGGAUAAAGCCAAGAGCUACAAGCUAAGAGUACCACAGAUCUUAAGGAUUUUCAUUCUCUUUUUGAAUGGGAGUUUAUCUUAUUUUUGUAGUUUUUAUAAGUGUUAUAAAGCACAUGACAUAUUUUUUGAUGUUGUCUCAGGCUUAAUGUUGAUGUUUACUCACUUUUUUUUAGCCUUGUAUACCAAGAAAGAGGCAAUUGUGUAACUGUAAAUUGAUAGAAGUCUAUUUUUCUCUUCUUGACCCAGAAACUGGGACAGGAAAUACUCUGACACACUAACCUUCAAAAGGUUCACCCUGGCAAACGCAGGGGAAAUGAGGUUUUCACUGCCUUCAAAAUCUGAGCAGCCAAUUUGGAGUUUUUAUAUGUCAGGGAAAAAGAGGAAAACAUUGAAGUGAGCCAACGCAUUAGCAAUCGUCCAACUAUGUUGCGGCUGUUGUUUAUUUCUGUCAAAGUAAACACAUAAAAAAGUCAAUAGAGUCCUCGCUGGUCAGAUUUAACCUGACGCCGGUAGUGAAAACCGCCAUGAAUGAAGAGAAUGCUUCUUCAAAACAAUGGUGAUAAAUCUCUGUGAUUGUGUCUCUGCCUCCACCACACGACUCAGGCCAUAUGCAGAGAAGGAAAAAAAUCAUUAUUGUUGUUAUGGUGCUGACAUGAAAGACUGUAAAUAGUCCACGUUGACCUUUACUCUCGAUUCAAAGAAAAACCCUAUGAACUUUUCAAAGAGAAGAGGCAUUUACUGUUUUUGUCUUACUGGUUUAGACAAUACAUUGUAAGAGAUACCCUAUAGUUUAUUUAUGUCAUGUGACAAAAUGUGUUAAGUGUCCUUAAGAUUCUGAGGAUUGUAUGAUAUUUAUACUUUUUAUAACAAGCUUGUUCAUUUUUUCAUUUUUAAUGUCAAUGUACUGUCUUGUUCCAUACAUCAUGCUGAAUAAUAAAGUUUAUUUGAAUCUA